GUUCCAUUCAAACCUCAGAAGAACUGCGGUCUGGUGCACAAGCGCUGCCACCCGUGAACGUCGACGGCAGCAUGGACCCUGCACAAGAGGAGUUAGAUCAAUCCGCGCUCCAAGCCGAGAUGCACCAAGCACAACCUCCGUUCGACGAGCAACAACCACCAGCAAACAUUUACUCCUCCGGCGGUCCUCCGUCUUCGUACCUACCGCCUGACAGAAGCCGCAGCCCGUACCGCGGAGGUGGUCGAAAUCGGUCCAGAUCGCGAAGCCCUCCCCGUCGACGUUCGCGCAGUCCUCCUUUCAGAGGUCGCAGGAGAUCCUUUGAGCGCGACGACCGUUUCCGCGGUAAUGGAGGUGCAAACCAGUAUCCACCUCGAGUCGAAACCGAAGUAUUGGAAUCGUACAAGGCGUUCAUGAUGCGCCAAGAAGACAACGUAGCACCAGAAGUGUGCUUGCAGCGCUACGAAGACUACAAGAAGCGUGUGCUGGUGAAAUCGAGUCGGUCCUUUUUCGACCAACACAAGAUGGAGGAGUGGCUGCAAGAACGGUAUUCCCCAGCCAUUCGCCAUCGCCACCAGCAAAAGAAGCUCGCAAAGAAACGCGUGGACGUCAAAGCAUUCGCCGAGCGUGUCAAGACGACUACGCUAUCUUUUGACGAAGCAGCAUGGAUGGGCUCCACGAGUGACGAUCCUGUUGCGUCUGUUGUGUCCGCAGGGCCGGUCUUGGCGAACGACAUGGACGACAGCGCGCGAUUGCUGUAUAUUCGCCGUAUUCCAUGCUCUUGUCCAUUCUCGGUCAUCUCUGAAGCGAUCCACAACCAAGGGCCGUUUGACGAGCUGUUGCUAUCCGAUCCAUUGAAGAAGAGAGAUAUGGACUUCGAGCGGUCAGCGUACAUUUUGUACCCCACGGCCGCCGCCGCCACCGCGGCCAUGCCAAAGCUGCAGAACUUGCUCGUCGAAGCGCCGGAAAUGCCUCAUCCACUUCGCCUCCAGGUCAUGAUCUAUCGUGCCCGCGCGCCACUCAAGACACCUUCAUACAUGUCUCUACCCGACCGCAUCACGUACGACUUCCACCAAGCGCUCCACGUGGCGACCCUCCUGGACAAGCAGUCGUUCGACGAUCCAUCGCUGGGUAUUGAACCGAUCUUGAAUGACGUGGACGCUACGAAGUCGGACCGCGACCGCCUCGACAUUGUCGUUGCGUACCUCCGCCGUGUGCACCAUUUUAUUUAUUAUGCCGGUGUGCAGUGCUUGGACAUGGGCGACGUCAUGCACGCGUACCCAGCCGUGUUCGUCCGCCCUGCCGCCACCGAGCGUGACAUUGAAGACGACAAGACGGUGACCCAUAAGGUGUUUUCCCCGACGCCGUCGACAGAGACGAGCGGCGCGGGGUGGGGCGCCUGGUCCGUCUCGCUGGACGAGAAGAUCGAAGCGUUCAUAAAAGCGAAUGCCCCAAGCGUGGUGGAAGCCAAGCGCGUGGCGGAACUUGCGAUGGUCCAAGAUAUUGAAACGCGAGAGGAAGUGGCUCUGGAACCAGUUUACAAUUCGUACACGGAGAAGGCGGGCGACGACGGCAAACACCGGUGCUUGCUCUGCACCAAGCUAUUCAAGAGCCUGGAAUUUGUAAAGAAGCACAUUCGAAACAAGCACCCUGAGCUUGUGGUCGAAAAGAUUGUGAGUGCGGGCGAAUCAUGCAUGUGGGACCAAUACCGGGAAGACCCGGACCGACCGAUGGAUCCCGUGGCAACGACCAACCAGCCAAUCUUGCGCCAGUCUUCUGGCUACGACCAAAGGAACCGUGACAGCUAUGGCCGGGGAGGAGGAGGUGGCUACCGUCAUCCGUACUACGACGGCGGCCCGAGGGGCGGUGGUUACCGGGGGGGUCGCGGCGGAGGCUACAACACCGGUCCACCUACCCCCAACUAUCCUCGACGAUACGACUCGAACCCUCGUCCUCCCCAGAGCCGCCCCUUGCCUGUGGAUCCCCGGCAAGUAUCGACUUCGUACCAAGACCUGGACUCGAUUCAUACCCCUGCGGUCAAGUUGGAUUUCCAGGACGCUCUGGGCAGUCUUCCACCGCCGAAGAAGCUGAAAAAAGCAGACGAGGCUGCGCAGAAUGACGCAUGAUCGAACGAGCGCGUGGACGUUGCGUUGGUCGCGUGUAGUAUUGUUUAAACCUGAAGGGUUCUCAAUGCAAUUUGACAUAUUCGUCGAGCUGUUUGUCGCGGCGCAUGGUCGCGGCCAAGAACUGCCCGACCACACGCAGGUAAA
Aphanomyces invadans is the source of this 2267-nucleotide messenger RNA. RefSeq lists its product as hypothetical. Gene Ontology annotation, biological process: primary miRNA processing; mRNA processing. The transcript is spliced from 7 exons. The record is from RefSeq and is a predicted model, not a curated record. The coding region runs from base 72 to 2123 and encodes 683 amino acids. Gene Ontology annotation, cellular component: nuclear body. NCBI's taxonomy places the organism in Eukaryota, Oomycota, Saprolegniomycetes, Saprolegniales, Verrucalvaceae.